Messenger RNA from Hibiscus syriacus, 2274 nucleotides. Its product is annotated as protein PAF1 homolog. Gene Ontology annotation, molecular function: chromatin binding; RNA polymerase II complex binding. Gene Ontology annotation, biological process: transcription elongation by RNA polymerase II. The transcript has 11 exons. The record is from RefSeq and is a predicted model, not a curated record. Gene Ontology annotation, cellular component: Cdc73/Paf1 complex. Lineage: Eukaryota; Viridiplantae; Streptophyta; Magnoliopsida; Malvales; Malvaceae. The coding region runs from base 553 to 2217 and encodes 554 amino acids.
UUCUGUUUUCGCUUAUAGCUGUAAAUAUAUAUAUAUUCAAUUAGUUGGGAUUUUGAGAUUGAUAGUUUUCCUUCUUCACAUAUUUGGUUGGAGCUGUGUUCUUCCACGUAUUUUCAGGUUAGAUUCCAAUUCAGCCUUCAUCUCUUUCUUAGGGUUUAUCGAUUCCUGAGUUCAAAUCUUUGCCUUCUCCUGUCACGCUUUCUUCUCACUUUUGUUUUUCUCUCAACCUGGUUAAAUUGUAGAUUUUGGCGGAUGAUUUUGCUAGGGUUUUAGCUACUUCGGCUGAAUUUCGGAAAUUAGGAUUUCAAGGUUUCGGAAUUUAUUCUUCUAGGGUUUUUUUCAUUGUAAGAAAAAUAGGAGGUUUCAAAUUCGAGUGGCUACCCAGUUCAAGGUUUUCCGAUUUUUGGAUUAAUUUCUGCAGAGAGAAAGAAAACCAGAAUUCAAUUCAAAAUCUCGUUUUUCUUGUACUAUCCCUUUUUCGGGCUUCUUUUUUUUUUCAUUUAUCUCUGGUUUUUGAUACUUUGGUCAAGGGAAUAAAAGAAACAAAGAACAAUGGCCUCCUAUAGGCCAUUCCCUCCACAAUGCUUUCCUCCAGCACCACCACCACCACCAAAUCAAAAUCCUCUUCCGCCCCAACAACAUUAUGAUCAAAAUUACAAUCAGAUGAAUCUGAAACCGAAUUACCAUUACCCUCCUUCAAGACCACCGCCACAACAACAGCAACAACCACCGCCUCCACAGCAGAAAUAUUCAUAUCCAUCACCUCCUCCGCCUCCGGAUUCUUCCUAUCCCCCUCCCGCAUGCCCUCCUUUGCCCACAAUGUCACAGAAUACCUUCAACUCACAGCCACCAAUGUACUAUCCACCUUCACAGUACUCUUCACAGUAUAGCAAUACAGCAAUGCAGCCACCUCCUCCGCCACCACCCCCAAGUUCUCCUGGCUCUUCAAUCCCUCCACCACCUUCUCCUAGUUCUCCUCCACCGCCUCCUCCAAAGGAGAGUGCUGGGGACACGAGGUUAACUGAGCGUGGUAAAGGUGGAAAUAGGGAUUUUUCGGGUUCUGGACGGCUUGAACAUGGUCAUUCUAAUCAGGGGAUUGGAAGUUGGUUUACAAAGUACACUAUCAUUUCUUUGGAGAAAAUGUACAAGCCUAAACUUUUUGUUGAGCCAGAUCUCGGGAUACCACUUGAUUUGCUUGACCUCAGUGUAUACAAUCGUCCUAGUGUUAGACAACCUCUUGCCCCAGAAGAUGAGGAACUCUUGGGUGAUGAUGUAACUUUAACCCCUGUUAAGAAAGAUGGCAUAAGACGAAAAGAAAGACCCACUGAAAAAGGUGUUUCUUGGCUUGUUAAAACACAGUACAUUUCUCCACUUAGUAUGGAAUCAACAAAACUGUCUUUGACUGAAAAUCAAGCUAAAGAACUGCGAGAACUUAAGGGAGGCCGCAAUCUUUUGGAGAACCUUAAUAAUAGGGAAAGACAAAUAAAAGAAAUUGAGUCAUCUUUUGAGGCAUCCAAGUUACGUCCUGUCCAUGCAACCAAUAAAAACUUGGAACCAAUCGAAGUUAUACCUCUCUUACCUGAUUUUGAUAGGUAUGGAAUUAUUCAGGGCUGUCUGCUUUGUUUUUACUCCCCUUUUUGGUCUCUCAUACAUGCAGAAAACAUUGAUUAUAUAGAACUUGAGAUUUCAAUCGUUGUCAUUGCCAUUAUGAAGAGUUAUGUGGCACCAAGCUCGGAUCUGGCCAAUCCUGAGAAAUUUUUGGCAUACAUGGUGCCUUCUGUUGGUGAGCUUUCGAAGGAUAUGUAUGAUGAGCUUGAAGAUAUCUCAUAUUCUUGGGUUCGCGAAUACCAUUGGGAUGUACGGGGUGAUGAUGCAAAUGACCCAACAACAUACCUUGUUUCAUUCGAUGAAGGAGAAGCUCACUAUGUGCCUCUUCCGACGAAGCUUAAUUUAAGAAAAAAGAGGGCCAGAGAAGGAAGAACAGGGGAUGAGAUCGAACAUUUUCCUAUGCCUUCCAGAAUUACUGCAAGGAGGAGAUCAACAGUUGCUGCAAUAGAACUUAAAGAGCCAGAGGCUUAUUCCAACAUGAGGGAUGGUAUUUUGUGCUGGAAGAUAGGAAGGUUGGAUGCCGAAGAUGGGCUUGGGAGACCACGGAAGCUUUCGCGACAUCAAGAUGUCGAUCAGUACAGUGGAGGUGAGGAUGAUUUCUCUGAGUGAUGCUUAAAAUGAAUGGCAAGCCUAAAGAACAUUUUGAGUUAUUUGUGAAGUCACAUC